Penicillium lagena is the source of this 1983-nucleotide messenger RNA. RefSeq lists its product as uncharacterized. The transcript is spliced from 4 exons. The record is from RefSeq and is a predicted model, not a curated record. Bases 1 to 1983 code for a protein of 660 amino acids. NCBI's taxonomy places the organism in Eukaryota, Fungi, Ascomycota, Eurotiomycetes, Eurotiales, Aspergillaceae.
AUGGACCGAGUUGUGAUCGUCGGGGCCGGGCUCUACGGCCUCAUUGCCGGAAAGACCUACUUACAGGUAAUGGGUGCCUAUGAUGGAGAAAAAACGAAAAAUCAAGCGAACGAAAUUGUAGAUGAACUGCCCGUCUGUUUCACGACUCCGAGGCAGUCACCCAUUAGAGACGCCUCAAAUUGCAACCUUUUAAUGAUCGAUGCCGCAUCGGAUCUUGGGGGAACAUGGGCAGAAGAGCGUCUGUACCCAAAUCUUCUCAGUCAGAAUUCCUACGGGUUGUACGAAUUCAGUGAUUUACCACUCGCGGACGUGGUCCCACAAGAGGAAAACGACGAUGGCCCGCGGUUCAUCGCAGGCUGGAAGAUAAAUCACUAUCUACACGCAUGGGUGACGAAAUGGGACUUGCAGAAACAUAUACGGCUGAACUGGAAGGUAGAGAAGAUUGCCCGCCUCGAAAGCAAAGAAUGGACACUCGAAAUCAGCAUCACCACUUCAUCCCCCCGACUCAUCACCGUCAUCUGCGACAAGCUCCUCUUGGCGACCGGGUUGACAUCGAUUCCAAAUCUGCCAGCAACCCAGAUGCAUGGCGAAUUCGUUGAAACGACCGCACCUGCCAUCCACGCUAAGCAAGUAGGAGACUGGGCUCGCGAGAAAUUGGGGUACCAACCAUUACCAGAUACAGCCGGAAAACCAGAGAGAACCGACAGUCAAGCACCAAGAUUGAGGGCGGUUGCGAUCUACGGCGGGGCAAAGUCGUCUUUUGAUCUGGUGCAUUUCUUCGCAACCUUGCAUCACAAUUCACCAGACUUGCAUCUGAAAUGCACACCCAAGAAUCCAGUGCAAGUGCACUGGAUCAUUCGUGAUGGGGCAACAGGACCGGCAUGGAUGGCCCCUCCGACAUCGACUCUUCCUAAUGGGGAUACUGUAGCAAGCGACAAGGCGGCGAGCACGCGGCUUCUGAGCCAUCUCAGCCCAUGCUGUUACGAAAUCCCGAAACGACUAUCCAUUUUACGCUCACCACAGGGAUGGGGAAUAAGCUUGCGAAUGGAAGGUUCGUGGCUAGCCCGUAUUUUCCAUGGAAAUCCGCUGGGACGGUGGUGGAUUCGGUCUUUCUGGCGCUCGGUUGACCGGAAUCUUGAAGAGCUAGCGCGGUAUAGCUCCGAUCCCAAAAUGAGCAAGCUUCGACCAGAAAAUAGUGUUGUUUCGUGCGCAUCAAGUGUCGGGAUCGCUAACCAACCCGAUCUCUGGGACACCAUCCUAUUGCCCCAAGUGCAUAUCCAUCGUUCAGUCGUAACUAGCAUCUCGGGAACAACAGAUGAAAGUGAAGCAGGUCCAACAAAAGAUGCAAUCGUACACUUGGCAGAUGGGACUCAGAUCGAUCCAGUUGACUUGGUUGUGCAUGCCACAGGAUAUAAACCCAUCGUGUCUAUCGCAUUCGAACCGUCCAGUUUUCGUCUCAAAUUGGGCCUCUCGGGCCUGAUAAACUCUAGAACGUCUGAAUAUGAUGGGCAUCUGUCGCCGGAGAGACUUUUCGAUCCACUGGACUCGAUCACAAAGGGUCGCGUGAAACUUUGGCAGGAGCUGGACCAGCGAUCGGAGGCCGUAGUCCGAAAAACAUUGGCUGAAACUGGCUGCACCAUAAUCAACCGCGCAGAUCCAUCUUGGACGGGAAGCCAUAAAUACCUUCCGUAUCGCCUAUUCCGGCAAAUGGUAGCACCCGAGCUCGUUGCUGAAGGAGAUCGCUCAUUCGCCGCCCUCGGUAUUGUUUUGACAUCUACUAUUGCCGUUGUCGCAGAGGUCCAGGCACUCUGGGUAGCUGCGUUCCUGACGGAAGGACUAGACUGGCUGGUCAAUGUCUCACGCGAGGAAAUGAACGAAUCUAUUUCUGAAGAUGUCGUGCUUGGAUCUUUGACCGGGACAAGUCUCGCGGUGGAUGCUAUUCAGGCAAGUCGGCUAGGAACGAGAAUCAAGAAACAUGCAUGA